AUGGUAGCCCAAGGAUUGUUAUCCUCUAAGGAUUUUCUUGAUUCCAAAAUGGAGACUACGCAGUCUCUGCAUGCCCAAAAUGAUCAACCUUCAUCCUAUCGAUUACAUUUGAGGAAUGAAGGUGGCAGACAACCAACAAUGCCUGCUGUCCCUACCCUAGUACUUGAAAACCUCUCAUCUUUUCUACAAAACUGCUGCGAAAAUGCUCAAUCAUCCCAGCAAAAUCAGCAAAACCCCAAUCAAUUCCAUUAUGCACACCAACAACCACAACAAAAUUCCAUCACCUCAAAGUCCCAAAUUGAAUGGGUAUACUCGCAGCACAACGCGAAUGCUGGUCGAGCGCCAGAAUUGUUACGGAUGAAGGCGAGGGAAUUGAUUCAACAAGAAAAGUGUGAUGCAAAUUUCGCAUAUUGUGUUGAUCAGCCUUCCCAACUUGUUCGUAUUGAAUGCCAUAAAACCGGUUGCAAAUGUGUACUUAAACAGGAACCUGCUUUAGCUUUGAAAAUUGUCUGUGGAGUUAGUUUGGUCCGGGGAUGUUGGACAAAUCUUCAAACUUCCAAUUCGCAUUCCGCUAAAUGGAAUUCCAUUUCCUCUGCUUUUGAACGCCUUCAACCUAAUCGGCCUUCCCAAUGUCAAUCCUCCUAUGACCAAUCCUCUUCUUCAUCUCCCUCUCAUGACCAAAUCCCGCUCAUUUUUACCUCAUGUUCUCCAUUCUGGUUCGAAAUUUUGAAGCAGCGAAAUGACACCUUUCAGAGAUCGGAUAUUCUUUCAUGGAAUUCUGGUAAAGCCCUCUGGAAAGCCCGACCCUCCAUGUUCCUCCUUCGAAAACAGACAAAAUGCAUCCUAUCUGUUUCUAUGAAUGGUUCCCGAGGUCCUGUGACACUUGAUCUCGAUAAUGUUGUCCACUUACAUCCCGGAACCGUUCUCCGAUUAUUGGAUUGUAAAAACUGUCGAUUGGUGUCGAAAUCUAGCUCUCAAUUCCCAUCUACUGCAUCCCUGCUUCAAUGUGAAGUUGUUGGAAGUAAAUCUCUUGCAAAAUAUGCCUCUCUUGCUAACAAUCUUACCCCUGAUGACGCCCUCUAUUGGUUUGCUAGCGGUUCUCGUCUUGUUUAUCUCCCUCUUGACGAUAAAAGCGUCUCCUUUUAUCCCAUUGCUACUCCCCCACCAAAUUCUCGGGAUAAUAAAAACACCGGUUGGGCAUAUUCAGGCGCUCAUUCCGUUCUAACUCUCUUGUCAUACUUCCCUUUACCUUUAACUGUCCGGCCAGUAAUGGACCAUAGUCUAGCAAAUUGGCUAACUUCCACUUCUUCAGUGAAGGAUGGCAAUGCAGGUCUACAUCUGACAUCCUGCUACCAUGGGGAUCUUGUCUUUCUUGAACCGAUUGCAGACUGUGGCCCCAAUAAUAACAAUAAUGGUUCGACUGGCAAUUCGCGUUUCUUUGUGGUCACCGCGGAGAUGCUAUCCCAACAUCGGUUCGUUCUUGCUACCUCUCAGUCCUCCCAGUACUAUGCGAGAGAGCUGAAAACUCAUGCUUCAAGAGUUGCUCAUUUUCUGGCUGCUUUCCAUCCCGCUUGUGGCUUGAAUUAUCUCUUGAAGUAUCUUGAGGAUGUUACUCAUUGUUCAUCAGUUGGACCUUCUCAUAAACUUCUAACAGAAACUCUGGGUCCAUUAGGGGGAGAGAGCACGACUGCAUCUCACACCGCUGUUGCAAGCAUUGCAGCUUCAAACCUUCUUCACUUAGAAGCUGAUGAAAGGAGUAAAUCCCCUGAUUUGCAUGCUCUCUAUGAUGACUUGGAUGAUAUCUACCAGUAUGUUCGAACUGGCCGUCUUCCAUCUAAGCAAAGAGGGCUCACUCCGUCCUCUGGAAUGCUUAGAAGCUGUUCUGCAACUCCUGGACCUGUUCAACGAACGAGAAGUCGUCAGGAAUAUACUAUUCCUUAUGUCUACUUCCCUGAUACGAGCUUUACUUCGAAUAAUGUUACAUCGAACAGCAAUAAUACGACCUCCCAUUCCAUUCAACCUCCGCCAACGCCACGUAGGCAUAUGGUGGCUACUCCGACUCACGCGUAUGCCUUUAUGAAGAAUUCUGGAAAUUAUGUCCUAAAGUCGGAUAUCCCCUCACCUCUUCCUUUUGCGUCUCCUAGUCGCAGACAAGCAUACGCAGAUUAUACUCGAUUUCGAUCAGUUGAACAGCAGCAAACUAAUCAAUCACAACCGCAGCAACAGACAUUCUGUAGUCAACCGCCACCCUCCUAUUCAAUUCUCAACUUUGCAGCAAUGAACGAGCGGAUCAACAGCUCUCCGGACACUGGACUAGGUGGUGAUAGCGGUCAGAGUGGGCAGAGUCUACUCGUUCCCACAGCAACCACAUCGAUUGUUCGCUCCUCAUGCCAUCAGCUCAUCAAUUUCUGUGAGAAUGGCGUUACUUCUAGCGGAGGUGGCGAGAAUGAAACGAAGUCCCCGCAGCUCAUUUAUCCCAAUCUUCGUAAGCUCAUGGUGAACCUAAACAAACGUGUCCUAUAA
This is a messenger RNA of Rodentolepis nana, 2523 nucleotides long. Lineage: Eukaryota; Metazoa; Platyhelminthes; Cestoda; Cyclophyllidea; Hymenolepididae. The record is from the annotation of a GenBank genome assembly.